Molecule: messenger RNA, 5235 nt
Organism: Symbiodinium natans
Lineage: Eukaryota; Dinophyceae; Suessiales; Symbiodiniaceae
Source: the annotation of a GenBank genome assembly
AUGUCCAGGGACUGGAAAGAUUCCGAGGCUCUACGACUGGAUGAUGGCUACACCUUGGAGUGCCUGAACAGCAAGCAGCGCGUGACGCAGAUCAUUGUGGGCAUUGACGGCCUCGGUGUUGUGGUGGCCAAGAACGGUGCCGGUCACAACUGCAUCACCGACCCCUCCAUGGGCGGCCUCACCCGUGCGCAGCUGCGCUGGAUGUUCAGCGACUGGACCGACGCCCAGCUUGGUGAAGAUGGCUUGGACAUGGCUUCAGUGCUCCCCAAUGACGACGGCGACAACAUAAAAGAGUGGAGUGACCUCAGCCCUCAGUGCGAGGAGGUGCCCAUAAACGUCUACGGGCCCGGCUCGGCAUCUGGUACUCACGACUUCUUCGCCGAGGUGGUGCUGUGCAAGAGCUGCUUUGAAGGCAAAGCAGGCUACACGCCCGAGCACUUUCCGACCUGCGACCACACGCUGAACCAGAACCUCGAGGCAUUGACUGCGGACGCGGAUGUUGAGAACUUCAUUCAGACGCAGCGGCCGAUCAACUGCUACAUGGAGUCGGAGGUCGAUGAGAAGAUCCUGCAGUGGACCCUGGCGGACUAUGGAGGGGUGGCCUACUUCGGCUUCGCCUACUACGCACAGAACUCGGCCACGCUGACGGUCGCCAGGAUCGCCGAAGACACGGUCAAGGGCGUCAAGGACACGCUGGACGCGAAGGUGGAGCCUUCCAGCUAUUCCAUCACGGAUGGCUCCUACGCGGUCUUCCGCCGCAUGCUCUACAUGAACGUGGACAACGAAGCCUGGAACCUGGCGCAAGAAUUCAUGCAGUACGGCUUCACAAACGCUGGUCAGAAGGCCGUCUCUGACGUCGGCUACGUCGCCAUCAACGCCAAUCUCCGGAACAAGAUGGAUCAGCGGAUCGCCCAAAAAGGCAACGCUGAGGCGGACUAUGUUCCGGUGCAGCCAGAGGUUUGCUUCAACGGCACGGAGCUCGUGGAGGAAGAGUUCCUGAACCAGUUCGGCAAUCCGAAGAUUCGCUACAGCUGCAACGACUGCGCCCCAGGAUAUUUCAAGCAGCUGAACACGCCGACGAAGUGCCGGAAAUGCCAGCCUGGCGCAGUCACUUCGAGUCCCGGGCAGUCCGCCUGCGAGUUCUGCCUUCCGGGGACGUUCGCAGAAGAAGGCUCCACGAACUGCACGGCUUGCCCGAAGAACACCAUCGCAGCAGCUCCAGGUGCUGGCCGCUGUGACGCCUGCAGCGAUGGGUACCAGACGGAGACCACGGGAUCCUCCUCCUGCCUCCGUUGCGGCCUGGGAGCUUUCCGCACUCUGGCCGACGCCGCCUGCGUUACCUGCGCGGCUGGGCUCACGACUGCCUUCAUGGCUGCAGAGAAGGCCGAGGAUUGUGUCUGUGAGGCAGGGACCUAUCGGAACCUCUUCGGCAGCUGCGAGCCGUGUCCAGAAGGAAUGACCUGCCCUGUCGGGAGCGACAUGGCUCACUUCCACAACGCGACAUCCUUCUCCAUCCACACUCCCUACCCGCAGCUGAAGCUGGGAUACUACUCAACGUACAGCGACCCACUGAGCGUCUACAAGUGCCUACAGGAGGAGAUCUGUGCUGGGGGCGACCCUGAAAGUUGCGAAGGAGGUCUGGUCGACCUCGUGUGCGCGCGCUGUCCAGCUGGCCAAGAGUGGAGGGCUGGCGAGUGCGGCGCUUGCCAAGGAGGAUCCGGCAGCCCCUUGCUCAUCCUUUUCGGCCUCGCAGGAUGCGUGGGGGUCAUCGUGAUGCAUGUGAUGGCGAACUGGCCACUUGUGAAGGGAAACAGGACGGUCAUGACGGCCGUCUACUUUUGUGGUAUGGCGGCAACGGUCGUGCUCACCUUCGGUGUCUAUGGGACACUGAAUGCCGUGUGGGGUCCUCCGAUGAGCAACUUCAUCCCGAGCUUCGGCAUCCUUUCCUUGAACAUGGAGUUUUUCUCCUUCUCCUGCGUCAUGGGUGAGAAGUCCUUCACCGCAGAGUACGUCGUGAAGCUGCUUGCUUUCCCGAUCCUCUGCCUGGUGGUCUUCUGGGGCUCCUACCUGUUGAAGCACGUGCCGAAAGCGAAGCUGUAUGCCUCGUUCAAUCGCCCAGCCAUGCUCAACACUGCAGGAUUCCUGAUGUCGGCCUUGUUCGUCUCUGUCAGCUUGAUGAGUCUCGAGGGCUUUCGCUGCAAGGCGAACCCGAAUGGCAAGGCUCUUCUGCAAGCCUUUGGCGCCAUGGUUUGCUGGGAGGGUGGCGAGCACAACGUGCUGAUCGCACUGAGCGUGGUGGCGAUCCUUUGCUAUCCGGUCACCUAUCUCACUUUCACAGGCAUUGCCUCGUUCGGCUUCGGGCCUUUGUCGGUGAAGUAUGGAGUGCGGUUCACCUCAGCCAUCCGAUUCCUUUCCGGGAGGAUGAAGCCCGAGUAUGUCAUGUUUGGCUUCUGGUGGAACGUGAGGAACUUCAUGAUCUCUCUUGCACCGGUGGUAGCCAGCAACAACUACGGGGGCCAGAUCAUCCUCAUCUUGGCCGUUUUUGUCUUGUGGCUCAUCGGCCAAGCGAGGUCCCAGUGCUGGCGCUUCGAGCUUCUCAACCUGUUGGACAUGAUCGUCAGCGGCGUGCAGAUCAUGAUGCUUUGCCUGUUUGGUCUCUUGGCGGACGACUCCAUUGAUCGCGUGAUGGUGGGAUGGUGCAUCAUCACCAUCUUCUUAUGCGUCCUCGUGCUGCUGAUCACGAUGGCCACCGUCAAAAUCGUGCUCCACCUUCGCAGCAAGACAAACUACGACGUUUUCCUGACGCACCACAAAGCUGCGGCGGCUUUGUCUGCCAGGCACUUGAAGACGCUCUUCAACGCGUGCUCUACCCUCAACGUCUUCCUGGACGUCGAUGAGUUGGACAACCUCGACAACCUUGGCUUCGCUGUGAAGAACACCCGGAAGCUCUUGGUGAUGCUCACAAGCGACGUACUUCGCAGACCCUGGUGCGCCGUGGAGAUCGGGACUGCGCAUUUGAACAAGGUACCCUUGGGAGUGGUGGAUAUCAACCAGGAUUCGGUUGAGCUGUCUGACAAGUUCAUUGCCGAUGUGGUGACGUCGUUCAGCGCGGCUGACCUUGGCAUCUUCGCCAAGAAUGGCAUCACAACAAAGGAUCUGGAGAACGCCUACCAGCAUUUGGCCACUCUUCCGAGGAUCCGGUUUCCGCUCAAUGUGCCCAUCGAGCGGCUGCAGUUGGACGCCGUGCUUCAAGCGGCCGGACAGGAACUGGCCCCCUUGCUGAAGAAGCCGAAGGUGGUCCCUCUGGACCCAGAGAAGGUGGUCUACAUCGUCUUCAACACGCGCGAUGACUCCCAGUGCAGCGUUGCCUUCCUUCUCAGACAUGAGUUUCGCCAACGCCGCUGGGAUGCCAGGCUCUUCUGCCCCAGCAAGGACAUGAUGCAGCGCACCCCGUCUGGUACUCAGAAGCUGCGGCGAGCACGUGAAUCCGAGCCGGUCGACUUCGAUGGUGUUCUCCCGGUGGCAACCAAAGCCGUGGCCGUAGUGCUGAUGUCGAAGGGCCUGCCCUUUGAUCCUGUUGCUCUUGGGGCGGCGGCCAUCAUCAAACGCACAGGUCUUGGCGCGCUCACAGUCUUGAGCCAAGAGUCCUUCUGGAAGCCGGAUGAGGACUACUUCCAGCUGCUGCGCAAGGGCCAUGUCUUGCAGGAGGAAGAUUGCGAUCUCGUGGAGCAAAUCUUGCCAGGAUAUACCUUGGAGGAGCUCGAAGAUGCCUUGGCUCCCCUCUACAAGAUCCUGGCCUGGGCUGUGAGCCCGGAGCAAAACCAGAAUCUUCUCCGACAGGAGUUCAGCAUCGUGGAGGAGCGCGCCAAGAAAGAGUUGCAGCGGCGCAUUGAGAAAGUUGAGGAGCAAGGUGCCGACGCAGUCGAGUGCUUCCCUCCUUCCAUCACGCCCUACCACAUGCGCAAGGAGGCGGCGCCGGAAUCUGAGCACAGCGGCAUCCUCAACCUCAGCGAGGUCGAGACACCCGUGUCGCAAUCGCAGAGCAUGGCCGUGUACGGCAUCACCAUGGAGGCGGAGCAACAGGCGCUGGAUGCCCUCAGGGGCAUUCUGGCUCGUUGGUUUGUGGUUGCUCUCAACCCAGGAACUCUUCCCCGCUGUGCUGAAAAAGUUGACGAGGAUGCUGACGUCCGCAAGGGAUGUGGAGUGAAGGUUAAAGCUGCAGAGUUUCGAGCUGCCUACACCGACUAUGAGUACAUCUACCUCACCAUUCUUGGGCUGCAGAACCUGGCCCUCGUCCAGGAGGAAAUCGAUACCAGAAACAACGGUCAGUCCUUUGAGCGGAAUCCCGGUGUCCAGCUGCUUGAGAAGACCUGUGGCAUGACGAUGCAUGCCGAACGUGAGGGUGCGAGGCACAUUCUCCUCAGUGCCCCUGACUUGCUCCUACAGGCGUACGACGUGGCUCAGAAGGAGCCAGAUGGUCCCUUGGGCUUCUUCAAAGAGGCUUUCGAUCGGCGGUCGGACCCGUGCUUGGAAGGGCGAGCUUCCAAACUGUCGGAGUACAUCUGCCGUCGGGUUCAGACGGGGCUCGGCGGUUUCAGCGAGGACUUCGUGCUUCAGCUUGAUGGCAGUGAGCAUUCCGUCGAUGCAGUGGUUGGCGAGUAUUUGCGGGUGUUCACAAGCGAAUGCACUGCAACGUGGGCCAUCUUGCGAGGUGUGUCUUACGCAGAGGCCAAAGCAGAUCGGCAGGUGCAGGUCGGCCAAAUCCAGGACUUUGAGAAUCUGUGCAAUACUUCCUCUUUCGAGGCUUUCCUCAUUGCCAAAGGCAUUGUCAGGGAUGUUUCGCUUCGCCAGUGGGAGGUGGACGUUGGCUCGGGCUGGCAGCCCUACAGCCCAGGGGUCAGUCAGAGCAUCGAGCUGGCCCGGCUCGCUCAGAAGUCGCACUGUCAAGUUACUGUGCAGCCUUUUGAGUACAUCAUCGACUUGCGGGAACAGGUGCAGAUGAACAGGCAGACUGGCAAGGUUCGCCCAAUCAGAUGGGUGGAGGUGCCCAAAGAUGUGCCAGGCCAGUUCAGCAUGCAGGAAGUGCAGGGGGCCAUCUCCAAGUUCGCAGAGCUCCAGACGAUCGCAGAGGUGGGUAGCCACCCCUUUGAGAUCCGGACGGAACCCGAAGAUUUGGCGCAGCCGCCCAAGACAUUGUUCUCAUCCUCGCGCCAUGAUGACAUUGACCUGUACUAG